Molecule: messenger RNA, 1914 nt
Organism: Chlorella variabilis
Lineage: Eukaryota; Viridiplantae; Chlorophyta; Trebouxiophyceae; Chlorellales; Chlorellaceae
Exons: 10
Coding region: 1-1914 (637 amino acids)
Source: RefSeq, a predicted model, not a curated record
AUGCCGCCCCGCCCUGCCGUCUGCGCAAGCCACCCCUGGGUGCCUGCUGGGCCUCUGCUGGGGGGCCAUUCUCCGCCGCACAUCCCUCCUACCACCCUCCCAUCCGGCAUGCGUCACCACCACCCAGACCACAAAAACAGCUCAGCCCCCACACCCCUGCCCCUGCCCCCCGCAGGCGGCGCCCACUGCCCCUUCAAGCCCGACAAAUACUUUGAGGCUUACACCUACGCACGCCUGUCCGCGCGCGACAGGGUGCGCGCGCUGCACUUCCUGUGCACCAUCCGCUGCGACAGGGAGGACAUACAGAGCCACACGCGGGAGUGGAGCAAGGGGGAGGUGGCGCUGGUGCUGCAGGCGCAGGCGGAGGCCGUGCGCGCGGGGAGGUUCCGCAUGUACAAGGAAGUGGUGGUGGCGCCCGGCGGCGCCAGCGGAGGCUCCACCCGCGAGCCGUCUGCGGGCGUGGAGCAGGAGGCACCCGCUGCACCCGCUGCACCCGCUGCACCCGCUGCACCCGCUGCGGCGCCUGUAGCAAAGGCGGAGCCCGCGCCGACACCGGCGGCAGCUGCGGCGGACCCAGCAGGCAGCGGCCCCGCCGCCGCCCCCGCGCCGCCGCCGCCGGCCGUGCCCUCGGCCGCGGUGGCGCAGCUGCAGCAGCUGGCUGCCGGCCUGCUGGGGCAGCCGCAGGGCUGGCAGCAGCUGCAGCAAUGGCACCAGCAGCUGCAGCUGCAGCAGCUGCAGCAGUGGCAGCAACAGCUGCAGCGCAGGGCGCAGCCGGGGGACGACUCCGACGGCGACGGCGGCGCCUGGGCUGAGCGGCAGGCCCGCCUGCGGGCCUACCAGGUGCCUCCAGACCUGGAGCAGCUGGGCAGCUGGGAGCUGGUGGCCACAACGCUGGAGGAGUUCACGGACUAUGCCAACCGCUUUGGCGCGGGGGACAACCCGCGGGAGGCUCAGUUUGCGCUCAUCAUCCGCCAAUACGUCAUCCCCGCCAUCGUGCAGCAGCGGGAGGAGGAGGAGCGGCGGGCCAAGGCGGCCGAGCGGGUGCAGCGCAAGCUGGGCGUUCCGGCGCCGCCGCCGCCCGCCUUUGCCGCCGCCUCGGGCCCCGCCGCGCCCUCGGGCAGCGGCGGCUCGGCCAGCGCGGCCGCAGGCGGCGGCGGCGGCGGCGGCACAGGGCCUGCCGGAGACGGCGGCAGGUCUCGCCGCGCGCGCGCCAAAGUCAACUACGCUUUCAACGACUACGAUGAGCAGCUGCGCAGCGCCAUCCGCCUGACGCAGCGGGGCGAGGAGGAUUCGGACGACGAGGCCGGAGUGCGGCGGCGGCGCAGGGUGAGGGAGCAGCCGCUGCCGGCGCUGCCGCUGCCGCUGCCGUUGCCUGCAGUGAUUGCGGCGCGCGUGCCCUCCCCCUGGGGAGACCCUCUGGAGGCGGCGCGCGGCGGCCUGCGCCGCGGCCGCUCCGCCGCCUCCAUCAAAGAGGACGUGCUGGAGGCAAACCAGUUUCUGGAUGAACGGCAGCUGAGGGCGGCGGCGGCGCACCGCGGCUCCCGCGCCAGCUCCCGUGCGGCUUCCCGUGCGGCUUCCCGCGCGGCUUCCGGCGUCGACCUGGCGUGCAUGGCCGACCCGCACGCUGAGCCACUUGAGGCGGCGUCGGAGCAGCCUGCGCAGGCGGGCGAGGAGGGGCAGGCGCAGGGCGGGGAGGCGCCGCAGGUGCUGGAGCAGAACGGCUGGCCGGGGGAGGCGGACGGCUCGGCAUAUGUUGUGGCGGUACCGCCGCGGGCGGGGCCGCGGCCCGGCGGCGUCCGCAAGAAGGGGGUACAGCAGUACCGGGAGGAGGAGGAGGGGGAGGAUGAGGAGAGCGAGCCGGAUGCGGGGCAGGACGGCAUGUCGGAGGACGAAUACGUGCCGGGGAUGCGCUGA